Molecule: messenger RNA, 2670 nt
Organism: Metarhizium album ARSEF 1941
Lineage: Eukaryota; Fungi; Ascomycota; Sordariomycetes; Hypocreales; Clavicipitaceae
Product: Proliferating cell nuclear antigen, PCNA
Exons: 8
Coding region: 1-2670 (889 amino acids)
Biological process (GO): leading strand elongation; mismatch repair; regulation of DNA replication
Cellular component (GO): PCNA complex
Molecular function (GO): DNA polymerase processivity factor activity; DNA binding; myosin binding
Source: RefSeq, a predicted model, not a curated record
AUGGAACCCAUUGUGUAUGAGCAGUCGCCUCUAGCCGACUACCUCAAAGAUGGAGGAGAUGCUUCCGACGCCGACUGGGCCGCCGCUGAUGGCUCACCACGACUUUCCUCGCUGGAAUACGAGUCGUCGCCCCCGCCAAGUCCUUCGCCGUUUGCUCCCACAGGACGACCAAUGGUGAAAACUCGAUUCCGAGGCGAAGCCCCGGGCCUUCUGCAGACGGACGUGCCCAGAGCGCUCGGGGCGACGACAAGGCUGCAAUCCAUUAGGAGGAACUGCUCGGCCGCCGUGGUGGCGAGCAUCGACCGCGCCGACAAUUCUAAAUUUCUCGAGCAAUUCCGUUACACCAUCAUCGCGUCGCAGUUGCUGAGCGGCAUCUCGAUUCUGGGUCAUCGACCUACUGCCCCCGGCGUGCCGGGAGCGGACGCCGGCGACGAGCACGACCAGUCUCUUUUGGCCACGGAGGGAAUUCUCGCUUCGAUUCUUGCCGCCCUUACCAUUGCCGUUAUUCUGAGCUGGCUUCUCGGAAGCACACCCUUGCACGUCACGCGAAAACGGCUGGCCUUUUUAUUGGUCUUGUUGGUGGCCGGCUUCUUCCUUGGGAAGAUCUACAUGCGACGCCAACGGCUCCGCAACAAGCGGAAGCAAUCCCUGGCCGAGGUUGCCACGUUUGUUUCCAACUCGAACGAUUUCGACAGCGCCUCCGAGGCCACCCUGUCGCUUGUGCAGGAAGUAGAGCUUAUUUCUCGUGGUUACCGAAUCAGCACUCCGUUACCACCAAUCACUAGGCUAGAAGAUCGCAGCCACGCCCGAAAAUGCGUUCGACUGCGGAAAGCAUUGAAGAAGUCGUUUGCGGAUGUUUUGGAUGUCUACAAGCAAAUGGUAUAUCUGCUGCAGAGCCUUUCAGAGCAGACAGAGCUGGAAAAGUACCAUGACAUGUACGACAUCAACGACCUGGACAUUUCUGACGCUCUGCAAGGAUUCAGCGAGGGCGAGUUUGAAGACGCCGAGUCGCUUCGGACGUUGAAGAUUCUCGCUGCACGGUUCCACACGACGCGCAAAAUGCUGCUGUGUGCUUUGUUAGCUCUGGACGCCAACGGCGAGGGACCCGACCUGCACCGGUGGACAAGGGCGGUCGAGGUGCUCCAAAAGCUCAACGGAUGCACAGGGGCUGCGUUUCAAAAACUCCAGGGCAUCCUGAGCGAGGCUGAAUCAUUCCCUCUUCCUCCCACCCCCAAGGGUCCCCUGACGCCAGGCAGAGAACGCUGGCGCUCCCAGCUGCGAAAGUUGAACUCAUUGUCCACGGGCAUCCGAGGCUUGCAGGCAAAGCUGCACUUGCUGAGGGAAGAAUCCGACCGUGCGCUGGACGACUCCAGCGACAUAUCGGAUCUAGCACCGCACUUGACGUCGCAAUACGAAUCUAUCGGCGUGGAUCUCAAGGAGCUCAUGUCGGCGUGGGAGGAGGGCAAGGCGGCCCUGGCUGUCGGGAUCGAUAGGAACGAGAAGAGACUGUCCUCCAUGAGCACGCUCUUGUCCCCGAGAAGCUCCCUCAGCGGCCUGACGACGGUUGGCGAGGGCACCGCGGAAGAUGCCCUCAAGGCUCUGACGGGCGAAUCCCCUUCCGGGUCAGACGUGCAUGAGCCGAGCGAGCCGGAGGCGCCAGAGGUCUUUGAGGCCGUGGCACACCCACGACCGAAGAGCCUACUCACCAGAGAGGAACGAGUCAUCAAGAUGAAGGACGAGCGCGACCAAAAGGCACACGCCCGAAAACAGAUGGAAGCCACGCGGGGCAUGCUACGCGAGCUGGAGACGGUCAUCAACUUGCGGCCAAAGACGGGUGCCAGCGCCCCCCCAGCAAGCCGAGUGGUGUCCACGCACGCCCCCGACUCGCGGCUCUGCUCUCCGUCGCCAGCUGCGUCGCUAACGCCUCGCCAGGUCGUCGACGCCAUCAAGGACCUCGUCCAGGACUGCAACUUUGACUGCAAUGACUCGGGCAUCGCCCUGCAGGCCAUGGACAACUCCCACGUGGCGCUCGUGUCCAUGAUGCUCAAGGCCGAAGGCUUCUCGCCCUACCGAUGCGACCGGAACAUCGCCCUCGGGGUGAACCUCACGUCGCUGACCAAGGUGCUGCGCGCCGCCCAAAACGAGGACAUCCUCACCCUCAAGGCCGAGGACGCCCCCGACGUCCUGAACCUGGUCUUUGAGAGCAGCGAAAACGACCGAAUCAGCGAGUACGACCUCAAGCUCAUGGACAUUGACCAGGAGCACCUGGGCAUUCCGCAGACCGAGUACGCCGCCACCGUUGCCAUGCCCGCCGGCGAGUUUCGACGAAUCUGCACCGACCUCGCUGCCAUGUCCGAGUCUGUCAGCAUCGAGGCCAACAAGGACGGCGUCAAGUUCGCCUGCAACGGCGACAUUGGCAACGGCUCCGUCACCCUCCGCAGCCACACCAACGUCGAGAAGCCCGAGCUGAACGUCGACAUUGAGCUCACCGAGCCCGUGUCGCUGACCUUUUCGCUCAAGUAUCUCGUCAACUUUUGCAAGGCGGCCGCCCUGUCGAACCAGGUCAAGAUUUGCCUCUCGAGCGAGGUCCCCCUGCUGGUCGAGUACAAUCUGUCCGGCAGCAGUUAUCUGCGCUUCUAUCUGGCUCCAAAGAUUGGCGACGACGAGUAG